AAAGUUGGUGGGGAGAUUGGCAUCCCUAUCAACGACACAGAAAACACUCGGAUGUUCACCGAGACGGUCGGGUGGGCUGAACACUGCUCUAGUUACCACGGAUCAGCUUACCUGUGGCUUGGGGCUCAUGACGGUAAUGUAGAAGGCCGCUGGGAGUAUUUCGAGUCCAAUAAAACAAUCACGUACCAAGGACGCUGGCGUGGAGGUAGCCCCAACGGAGGCACUGUCGAAAAUUGCUUGGUGAUGAUGUAUGGUCCUGGCAUCAAUGGACUCUGGUCCGAUUUCGCUUGCUUCGAUUCACAUAAAAAAUGCAUGUUUUGUGAAUUCAAGAACUACACAACAAUGUUCCUAAAAGGGCCUCUCACGUGCAAAAAUUCGCCUUUCAACAAUAGAUUUAUCUUACAUAGAAGUGUCAAUAACCGGCCUUCACUCACUGGCUACCGGCACUCCGACAUCUUUUGGAACAACGAAACCCAAGCGUGGAAGCUGGCUUCAAAAAAAACGCCGGGUGCCUCGGCUCUGCACAUUCCUGAUUCGCCCUCUGAUUAUCCUUUCGGGACGAAAACGUGGGAGGUGGAAUCACAAAUUUGUGGAUACAAUCGAGGUGAAAAGGUUCAUUUGACCAUAUCGGCCUGUUUUCCUGGCGAGUACACGUGUGAUGAUGGUUCCUGCAUAGACUUGCGCAAGAAGUGCGACCUCAGAGUGGAUUGUCCCGACAACAGCGACGAGACGAAAUGCACUCUUCUGAGCAUCCCAAUCGGUUACAGCAACUCAAUCCCACCGCCACCUCUUGUUCAGAGUGAGCCGCUGCCAGUAAAUAUAUCUGUGUUCAUAUCUUCAUUCCCUGAAAUCAAGACUGAAGAUCUCUCCUUCGAAACAAACUUCUUGCUGCUGUUAAUGUGGCAAGAUUCGCGCCUCAAAUUUUUUGACCUGAAAAAUGAACGUUCCCUCAACAUGCUGACGCCCGAGGAGGUACAGAAAAUUUGGUUCCCGGAAAUUUUCUUCUACAACGAUAAUGGAAAUCUAUAUUCCAAUCUGGAGAAAGGAUCUCGAGUUGAGUUAAUCGCUCGAGGAACAGCUGUCCAAGGAGUAUCAGACAACUCGGACGAAGGCGAUUAA
Messenger RNA from Hyalella azteca, 1119 nucleotides. RefSeq lists its product as uncharacterized. The transcript is spliced from 3 exons. Lineage: Eukaryota; Metazoa; Arthropoda; Malacostraca; Amphipoda; Hyalellidae. The record is from RefSeq and is a predicted model, not a curated record. Gene Ontology annotation, biological process: monoatomic ion transport. The annotation marks the transcript as partial. Gene Ontology annotation, cellular component: membrane. Gene Ontology annotation, molecular function: protein binding; extracellular ligand-gated monoatomic ion channel activity.